GUGUCUGCCUUUCGUCUUCGCCUUUAUCCGGCCGAGCCUGCACGGGUGACGGGACAUUCUUACUGUGGCUCCUCCGAAUUUCUUCCGAGUGCUGGGGUUUGGUUUUUGGAGGAUUUCUCCGGUCGCCAGCAACUUGGUUUGUGAUUCUGGAAGCGGUUCUAUGUAAAAUGGAUUAUUGAAGGUUUGGGGUAUUUUCAGGAAUCCAGAGCUGCAUAAGUUUUUGGUGAGCGUUUGCUACUAAAAUGGAUAACUGUGAAGAUAUAGGGAUUAGCACUGCUACAUCUUCCAAACCAUCGAGGAAGAGGAGGAGCCAUUUGAACCGUCGUCCUCCUAACGAGCUCGAAUCCCCUCCAGAGUAUCGUGAUUCUGCUUCAUUGUCAUCAACACCGUCCGACCAUGUUAGUUAUGCACUGAGUGAAGGCAACAACACUCACGAAGAUAUCAAUUGGAAAAAGGGACUUACGAGGGCGUCAUUUACUAACCUAGCCGAUGCUGAAAAAGUGCAUACAAAUCAUGAUGAGGAUGGGACUUUCAGAGCAGUGGAUGAUUUGAAAAGCUCUGCUGAAGGUGACCCUGCUGCCGCCGCCUGGAACGGUAUAAAAAUGGAAAACUGUACUGUGAGUGAGACUGUGACCGGCACUAACCAUUCUGGGCAACCGGGAACAUUGUCUGAUGUAGCUGGAACUGGAAACAAAUUCAAUAAGGUCAAGCUCAAGGUUAGGGGUGUAACCCAUACACUUCAGGCACGAUCCAGCAGUGUUGAUGGUUCUUCGGUGUCUGGAACUUCGGUCACGAAGUCGACUCCUUCAGAUGCUGUUUAUCCUUCGGAUAAGCUAAGCCAUCAGCAGGAAAAUUUUGAAUCACGUUCAACGGGCGAGAAGCGUGGCCUCCGUGGUGUGCCAUGGAAAGAUUUUUCAAAAAUUGGUUUUAGUUUUGGGAAAACUGAAGAUUCAUUGAGGGUGGACUUACCAGAAAUAUCUGACAAAAAACCUUUGAAGCACAGGCGUUUAUCUAAAGCGAAAUCUCGAUAUUUGUCAGCUUAUGAGGAUGUUGAUGAUGAAGAUGAUGGUGAGAUUCAGUAUCUUCAGAAGCUUAAAACUUCGAAAAUUGCAUCCUCUGAUAGUACAGAUUAUGAAGAAGAACCCAGAGGCAAAAAAUUGCGGAAGAUCUCCAGGGUAAUGGAUAGGAGAGUCGAUGGCUAUGGUUCGAGCAUUGCAGAUUUUAAUUCCUCAAGGCCAGCGUCUAAAGAAAGUAAGAAAUCAAAGUCCUUACGAGCAUCAGAAGAUACUGACUAUAUGGAGGAGGAAGAAUCGGUAUCUGAUGGUGAGAUUGAAAACAAGAGCAAGAAACAUAUGAAGGAGCCGAUUGAUGUGGUGGAAUAUUCCAAGCCGGAAAGCUCGAUAACUACCCGCAGGAGAGCAAUUCUUACUGGUAAAGAUGUAUCAGCAUCAGGCUUAGGUUCUAGUUCCAUCCAAUUUCCAGAUGGACUCCCUCCCGCCCCACCAAGAAAACCAAAGGAACAGCUUACUGAAGUGGAGCAACAACUGAAACGAGCUGAGGCUGCUCAACGACGUAGGAUACAGAAUGAGAAGGCUGCUCGGGAAUCUGAGGCCGAGGCAAUUAGGAAAAUUUUGGGUCAAGAUUCCACGCGGAAGAGACGAGAGGAGAAAAUUAGGAAACGACAGGAGGAACUAGCACAGGAAAGGAAUGCGAAUUUAGGCUCGAUUCCAUCUACUGUUGUUAGAUGGGUCAUGGGACCUUCAGGGACAGUCGUAACAUUCCCCAGUGAGGUUGGCCUCCCGAGUAUAUUUGAAGCCAAGCCUUGCAGCUAUCCGCCUCCACGAGAGAAAUGCGCAGGCCCUUCGUGCACAAACGCAUACAAGUACAGAGAUUCCAAGUCGAAGCUUCCUCUUUGCAGCCUUCAGUGCUACAAGGCAGUACACGAGAAGCUUCGAUCUCUACCUGCCUGGUAAAUCAAUCUGCGAAAUCUGUUAAGUUUAGCGAAUGUAUGUAAGAAAGAUAAGAGUGUUCUGUGGAACAAAUUUAUGAUGUUUUUUGUCAAGUAGCUUUUGAAAUUAGACGACGAGAAGAACAGUUUAGCGCCCUGGAAUCGAAUAUUCUGAGGUAUGUACAGUGUAGAACACACUCUUGUCAAGAAACACCAAUCAGCCAUUUCCUUCCAACAAAAAAGAUCGAAACAUGCCCCGGCGAGCCGAAGAAAUUCAUUGGCGUGUGAACGAUAACGAUUCGAGGACCAACCCGGCGAAACUAAAUCAGAGAGGA
Andrographis paniculata is the source of this 2283-nucleotide messenger RNA. RefSeq lists its product as uncharacterized. The coding region runs from base 243 to 1973 and encodes 576 amino acids. Gene Ontology annotation, cellular component: Ino80 complex. The record is from RefSeq and is a predicted model, not a curated record. The transcript is spliced from 7 exons. NCBI's taxonomy places the organism in Eukaryota, Viridiplantae, Streptophyta, Magnoliopsida, Lamiales, Acanthaceae. Gene Ontology annotation, biological process: chromatin remodeling.